Molecule: messenger RNA, 950 nt
Organism: Contarinia nasturtii (swede midge)
Lineage: Eukaryota; Metazoa; Arthropoda; Insecta; Diptera; Cecidomyiidae
Product: poly(U)-specific endoribonuclease homolog
Exons: 5
Coding region: 40-894 (284 amino acids)
Molecular function (GO): RNA endonuclease activity
Source: RefSeq, a predicted model, not a curated record
UCGUUGUCGUUCAUUCUGCGUUUUUCUAUCGUUGAGAAAAUGUCGCACUUAAACUUAUUACUCGUGUCAAUUUGUUCAAUUAUAGCUCAGUGUCAAGCCAUUCCAGAUGAACUUUCUGAGCGCCUUUUCGAAGCAAGUACACCAAAUAUUUUCGAAGACAUCACUGUUAAUCUUCAAGGAAGAACCAAUCAAUAUCUCACAGACGAUAACGCUCCAAAACCACUCUUUACGCACGUCAACAACACCGUGCUGUCCAAAGUUCCCACUAUUGUUAGAAUUCGGGAACUUUUCAAAAAAUACGAUCGAACCCAAUUCCUAAUUGAUAGAACGCCCAACGAUUUCGUGAAAGAAAAUAAUUUUCUAAACAAAAUUAUAGAUACACCAGUUAUGCAAAUCGCCAUGAAUUUUCUCCAUAAAGAAGGUAUUAUUCAAUCAAUGGACGCCAAGGAUCAGAGACAAUUAUUAAAAACAAUUUGGUUUAAAAAUUUUCCACGCGAACGGAAUGUGAUGUUUGCAAGUUGUGGUUUUAAGCAUGUUUUCAUGAAGGAAAUUGUGAAAAAGAACGAAAUCACUGGACUUCAUAAUUGGAUUUACUACUACGAUCAAGAAAGAGAUAGCCAAAAUGAAUUGGAUUACAAAGGAUACUUUAAAUCAAUAUCACUCGGAAAUAAAGCACAAAUUCUUAAAUAUCGUGUUCGUUAUAAGGAUGUCCCCAAACCAGUUAAUACAAUGUUUAUUGGCACGCUACCCGAAUUUGAAAUGGCAUUGUACACAGUUUGUCAUCAAUUGAAGAAAUUAUUUUGCGAUGUUUCACUGGCCGGACAGAAAUUUAGGAUCACUAUUCUUAGACACUAUAAGGAACAAACGAUUAUUUCCGCUUUUCCAGAUUUUUAGAGAACACAAAAAUAAAUCUAAUCAUAAAUAACAAAAAAUUUAUAAAAAAAACAUGA